AUGAUUGAACUGGUGAGGAACAACGCACGCAUUGUCCCCCUCGUAAUUUGUUUCCUAUUUUUGCCACUUCAGUUUAGCAAAAAAUGGAAAGGCUUCCCAAAUGUCCAUUUGUUCAGCUUCCUUCUGGGCAUAAUGCUCAAUGGAAUGCUCGAAAUAAAAAUUGACGACAGAAAAUAUGUAGAUUGGGUUAUGCAACGGGUACUGUCUUAUUCGUUAUGCAUAUCCCUCAUGAUGACUUUUUCGUGUAUGAAAAAAAAGGCAAUUGUGUGUAAUCAACGUGAAGGCGAAGAACGCGAAACUACUUUCACAGAGGAGGGAAUAAAGAAAAAAAAAUACUUGUACAAUUUACUAAUUGGUACCACCAGGGUUGCGCCCUUUGGCAUCGCUUUUAUGUUCGGCGCCAUAGGGACACUGGUCGGAGGAAUGGCUUCUUACCAAAUAACGAAAAGAUUCUUUUUGCAAAAUAAUGAAAAGAGGAGUGAAGAACGUUUGAAGAAAUACACCAGCUGCUUCGUUGCUACCUACAUCGGUGGCUACAUAAAUUUUGUAGAAGUAGCUGACCUGUUAGCGAUGGACAUUUUGGAAAAGAACAGCAUGUUCGUAUUAGACGAUUUGUUUACCAAUCUCUUUCUUAUCACUUUACCCUUAUGGAAACAUGUUGGCGUUUUUUUUUUUCUCCAGGGUGAGAAAUCUGAACCGUUGCAUACCAGUGAAUGUGCCACGGAACAAAAUGGAAGUGCAAUAAAGCUAUCUGAUGAACAGAGGGAGGCAAAGAACAGAGAAGAAAUAACACACCUGCUGUGGGAUUCACCUCCGUACGCAUCAUACGGGUCCUUUCUAAAUGAUGAGGACUGGACAUUACCCCUAGGGGAGGACCAGAAGAUAAAGCACCAUGAAGUGUACUUCUUACCUACAUUGUUGUGCAAAUGCCUAUCUGACUGCUUAUCCGUGGUGCUCAUAAUAGGACUGAGCACGAAAGUUCUGAGUGACUACGAGUUCAUCUAUCAGUUUGUCACUUUCUAUACCCCGGCUGAGAAAUUCAAAACGUACAUUUUAUUUUCCCUUGCCUUUGGCUACCUAUUUUGCCUGGACUGCAUUGCAAACAUUAUGACCAGGCGGAUAAAGAGACGCACACAGAGAGCAGAAGCUUUUAUCACGCAUAUUUAUUUCAGGGCUACAGAGUACUACUCAACGGUUUUGCACCUUUUGACUGUUUACUAUUUGUCCCUUUCGGGGAUGUCCAUUGAUGUGAGCGUUUUGUGUAACACUGUAAAGCCGCUAACCAUAUUGGUGGUAUGCCUACUGACGACUCAUUUAAUUUGCGUUUUUCUAUUUUCUUACAUGUUCAACGUAGUUACCAAAUGGUCUCGCCUGGUUUUACAUGUAGACGAAGUUUUGCUAGCCAUUAAUGCAAAUAUCGGAGGGCCCAGUACUGCUGCGCUCAUGUCCGAUGUGCUCAGCAGACCUGAUUUGGCCUUUGCCGCGACUUUCUGGGGUGUCUUUGGUUACUUCGUGGCCACGCACGCGGCCAUGGGUAUGUACGCACUUUUGUAA
Molecule: messenger RNA, 1554 nt
Organism: Plasmodium knowlesi strain H
Lineage: Eukaryota; Apicomplexa; Aconoidasida; Haemosporida; Plasmodiidae
Product: conserved protein, unknown function
Exons: 1
Coding region: 1-1554 (517 amino acids)
Source: RefSeq, a predicted model, not a curated record